CUGAGGGAGAGAGCGCCUAUUAGUUGAUAAGAGAAAAAUGGACAAGGCAAGAUGCAGAAUUAAGAAAUUAUACAGUGUUCCUUAGUAAGUAUUUGUCAUGCUAACCAUGUUUUGUUUUUUUUUGUUUUCCAGGGAGCAGUGUGGUUGAGGGGGAGUUUAGGAUUACGAAUCAGAAUUUCUGGCCCGGCCUCGAGGAUCCCACGUCAGAGGAGUACCGAACCAUGGCCCAGUCUAUCGAGAACGAGCUGGACAUGUUAUUUCAAGCAUCAGUUUGGGCUCAUGAAUACAACCACAGUCAAGUCAUAUCCUUGUCAGAAGGCUCCCUACUGGUUCGGGCCCAGCUGGUGCUCAAUACAGCUGACGUGGCUGCUGCUCAGAAGUUAGGCACAGUUUUCCUCCGAGGGCUCCACAACCGUCAUGGGCAUGAAUGGUUGGGGCAAUACUCUGUUGAUAUAACGUCCAUUAGGUUCACUGAGGUGUUAGUGGACACCUUACCUUCGUCCAGCACCCCACCACCAACCACUACUACCACCACCAGCACAACUGCUGGUGGCAUGCAGGAGUCUUCCACAGUGGUCAUGGAGGCUUCUCAUCAUCUAGCAAACCUCAAUGUUGGGUGGGGAGAUUGGAGUCCAUGGUCUUCCUGCUCCCCAUGCUCCCCACAGUAUGACCAGAUCAGAACCCGGGAAUGUCGGCUGGAUGCAGGUCAAGGCUUGUUGGUGAACAGCAUUGAGCCCUGCCUGCCAUCAGGCCUGACUGGACAUGGCUCAAGAGGAGACAUGGAGACUCGACCAUGCCAAUGCCACCACACCACUGGUACCUCCACAUCUUCCACCACCACAACCACCACCACCAGCUCAACUACAACCACUACCACCUCCACCACCACAAGCACCUCAAAACCAUGGAGGGAAGAGCAGCCACAGAAAGAAGAGAGAGUGGAUGAAGUUGUCAAUGAGCGGCUGUGUGACUCAUGCUUGCCUGGGGAGGUGUGUGUUGGACUACAGGGAGAGCUAUACCCUACAUGUCGGCCUGCACGGGACUCAGGGGACAGGACUGGUUGCGGAGGGCUCUGUGCACUUGACACUGAAGUGUGCCAAGCUCUUGGGUCCAGGGCCUUCCAGUGCCACAGUGCCUCUCUCUGUCUACAUGAUGAGUGGCGGUGUGCUGAUGGACUGUGCAUCCCUUUCAUCAAGCGGUGUGAUGGACACAUGAACUGCUAUGAUCAGAGUGAUGAGCAGCACUGCAGUUGUGGUCCAGAUAAGUUCCAGUGUGGCAACAAUACUUCAUGUCUCCCUGUAACCUCAAAGUGUGAUGGCAAAAUGGAUUGUUGGGAUGGCUCAGAUGAAGCCAACUGCACCACCUGUAAGUCUCAUCCAGGAGAUUGA
Messenger RNA from Scylla paramamosain (green mud crab), 1388 nucleotides. Its product is annotated as serine protease nudel-like. The coding region runs from base 222 to 1388 and encodes 388 amino acids. The transcript has 5 exons. The record is from RefSeq and is a predicted model, not a curated record. NCBI's taxonomy places the organism in Eukaryota, Metazoa, Arthropoda, Malacostraca, Decapoda, Portunidae. Gene Ontology annotation, molecular function: protein binding. Gene Ontology annotation, cellular component: plasma membrane.